GCCACUGACUGGUUCCAUCCGAGUGUUGUGUAGGGCAGUGUGAGCGGGCGACAAUGGAGGAGGGAGAAGGGUUGCGGCAGCGGAGGCCUAUUCGGCCGCAGGUCAUCACGGAUGAAAACGUCGUGCAAGAAUCGGAAAGUAGCAGCACGUACAGUGGAAAGGUUUUCCGUGCCACAUUCACGUUUCUGGCUCUAAUGUUGGUCGUCCCAUCUUUAGCUGCUGUUUGCUUCCUUGAGAGUCCUAUAGAACCACAGCCUUUAAGCUUUCAAGUUCCUCCCCUUAUGACUGGCGCUCUUGAGGCAAAUACCAAGCUGAGAAAAGCUGAGCGGUUGUAUGAAGGUCAGCUUGUGGGACCUGAGUCAAUUGUAAAUAUUGGAGACGUCCUAUACACGGGCACAGCUGAUGGCCAGAUUUUGAAAAUUGAAGAUGAUAAUAUUCACACAAUCGCCAGGCUAGGAACUCCUCCAUGUGGAACCAGGGAGAAUGAACCUACGUGCGGACGGCCUUUAGGAAUUCGCGUUGGCCCAAAUGGUACACUUUUUAUUGCAGAUGCUUACCAAGGAAUAUUUGAAGUUAACCCUGUUACAGGGUCAGUGGAAUUGCUGGUGUCUUCUCAUAUUCCAGUCCAGGGAAAGAAAAUGUCUUUUGUAAAUGAUCUUGUUGUUACCAGUGAUGGGAGAAAGAUAUACUUCACUGAUUCCAGCAGUAAAUGGCAGAGGCGGGAUUAUCCAUAUUUAGCUAUGGAGGGCACAGAUGAUGGACGCUUGCUUGAAUAUGAUACAGUCACAAAAGAAGUGAAGGUUUUGAUGGGCGGAUUGAGGUUCGCCAAUGGAAUUCAGCUGUCUCCUGCAGAAGACUUUUUGCUUGUGGCAGAAACCACAAUGGCACGUGUAAGGAGGUAUUAUGUGUCUGGUCUGACGAAAGGAGGAGCAGACAUGUUUGUAGAGAACUUGCCAGGUUUUCCGGAUAACAUUCGGCCUAGCAGCACUGGAGGAUACUGGGUUUCAAUGUCUGCUGUGAGACUGAAUCCUGGCUUUUCCAUGAUAGAUUUCUUGUCUGACAAACCGUGGCUUAAAAAAUUAAUAUUCAAGCUGUUCAGUCACGAAACAGUGAUGAAGUUUGUUCCCAGGUAUAGCCUGAUUGUGGAGCUGGGAGAGAAGGGGUCUUACAAGAGAAGUUUUCAUGAUCCAAAUGGAGAAGUGGCCCCCUUUAUCAGUGAAGCUCAUGAACACGAUGGACACUUGUAUAUUGGAUCCUUCCGCUCUCCGUUUAUUUGCAAGUUAAAUCUUCAGGACGUUUAAAUUGCACAAGGAGCCUGUUUAUUGUCAAGACGCAUAUGAUAGACCUAAUUAUACCUGGAAGAGUGGAUCUGUCUGAGUGAGCAGCAACAUUCUUACCAAUUGAGGCCACGUGUGAAGAUGUCUCUGUUGGUACUGAGUGUAGACAGCGUAGCUGUGGUUAUGCGUAACGACUUUGUUUACGGAUGAGUAACAUUACCUCCCGAAGCUUAUUCUGUGUAUUGAACUUGUUCUCAUAAUCUUGUUCAGACAGUAAACCCUAAGCAAUAAGAGCCAAGGUAGCCAACGUACCUGCAAACUGCAAGAGUAAGGAAUAAUCUCAAAUUUACGUAAUGAAAGUGGCAGACACAAGUUGUUAUACCCUGUUUAUUUAUUGUUCUCUGACUCUUAGUAAUAACACUUUGUCCAUAUUCCACCUGAUACAAUCUAUGGUAAGCUGAUACCUUCUGCCAAUUACUUGAUUCCUAUAAUGGGUGCUUGACCUAUAAAGAACACGGAUUAAAAGUGCUUAACAAACAUUGUUUAUAUUAAAGGGACAGUCUACUCCACAAUUGUUAUUGUUUAAAAAGAUAGAUAAUUAUUACCCAUUCCCCAGUUUUACAUAACCAACACAGUUAUACGAAUACCAUUUUUACCUCUGUGAUUACCUUGUAUCUAAGCCUCUGCAGACUGCUCCCCUUAUCUCAGUUCUUUUGACAGACUUGCAUUUUAGCCAAGCAGUGCUGACUCGUAUAUGACUCCACCAGAGUGGGCACAAUGUUAUCUACACACACACACAUGAACUAGCACUAUAUAGCUGUGAAAAUCUGUCAAAAUGCACUGAGAUAAGGGACGACUUCAAGGGCUUAGAAAUUAGCAUAUAUACCCUCCUAGGCUUAGCUUUCAACAAAGAAUACACUUGAAAUGUGAUGUCCUCUUCAUAUUGGCAUACACAGAGCAUUUAAGUUUAAAACAAACAAAAAAAAAAACUUGUAUGAAGAAAAUCUAUAAAUCCUUUUACUCUAUAUUUCAUAAGUAUAACGUGUUGGUAGCUGCCUUUUAGUCAAUCAUUGAAGUAUAAAAAGAAUAUAUUGAAUGUUUUCCCCCAAAGCACAAUGGCAUUUAAAAAAAAAAAAAAGUCUUUUGAAGUUUUCACUAAUUGCUUUGUCAGCUUUGGGCUCGGCCCUAAACAAAUCAAAAGCUUCUUGCGUCCAGACAGCAGAUUUUGUACCAUUCUGAAAGUUAUUGCUUUUUUUUCUGGUAUAAUGACAUCAUUGUGACUAUAGUAUGAGUGAUGUUUGUAAGCUCCCUGGGUCUCACCAUAUUGCAUCACCGUAAGGUAGCCAUGCAUUAAUAUACAAGACUGUUAAUUUACUUCAGACAUUUGCAUGCACAUAAAAAACUGAAGCCUUUACCUACCCGUGGUCUUUAUAAUAUCCCAGCUCAAGGAUGGUAAACAUAUUUAAUAAAAAUAUCUCUAUUUUCCCAGUGACUGUAUGCAGUAAUGUUGACAUAAAGAAUUGUUUUGAAUUGCAUUUUGUAUCACUUAGAUCAGGUGAUCUUUCAUGUGUUUUGUGUUUUUUUUUUUGUAUAUAUAUAUAUUUUGAUAGGACUUCAAUUUAGUUUGUGAUAUAACUUAAAGGGACAGUGUACUCUAAAUGUUUCUCUUUUAAAUGUAUUCCUAGUUAAUCCAUUUACCUGCUGAAGGGUAUAAAUUGUUUACAAAUAGCUCCUUAACCUUCAUUUUGACAUUUUAAAUAGCUUUUUUUUUUUUGUUAGUGGUAUCACCACCUAUACUGAAAAUUUCGAUAGUUAAACAUUGGCUAUAUAAAAUCUAUGUAAAAUUAGCCAGUAGAAUAAAUUAUACUCCAGUGGAAGGUAGGAGAGAUAAGCAAUAACAUGCUAAAUUUAAUUUGGUCUCUAUGUAUUGGGCUUUGAUAUGCUAACAUACAUACAUACAUACACACACCUGCUUCCUUAUAUUAUUUCUAUGUGUGUGUGUGUGUGUAUAUAUAUACAUUUAUAUUAUGUGUAUGUAUAUAUGUAUGUGUGUGUGUGUAUGUAUAUAUAUAUAUAUAUGUAUGUAUAUAUAUAUAUAUAUAUAUUAUAUAUAUAUAUAUAUAUAUAUAUAUAUAUAUAUAUUGAAAGUGAUACCUUGAGAUUGAAUUUUCAUGCAAGUUCAUGAAUUUUCAUGCAUAAUAAAACCAGCUAUUUCAUAUACAAAAAAACAUAAAGGGACAUUUUCACAUACAUUUUAUACUCUGCUGCUGGUAUGACAAGUCAUUGGAAACACAUUAACGGGAAAACUAUUUUACAGUACAGUGUCCCUUUAAAGAACAAAAAUAUAUAACUGCUCAUUAAAGUGAUAGUAAACCCUAGCGUUUGUGAAACGCUAGGAUUUGCCAGUGCAACAAUUAAUGGGGACUUUUAGUCAUGAAGUAUAAAAUACUUCAUUCUGAAAGUUCCUUUAUUUGCCUGCAGUGUUCACCGCACUGAGCACCCCAGGCUGCCCAUGGCAGAACACUAUUUUAGCCAAUAGUGUGCUAGCUAUCUGGCAUUAUGCUAGCUGCCCUGCACCGCUAUUGGCUAAGAGGUGUAAACAUUACCUCAUUGAAAAAUAGCGUUCUUUUGUGGGCUGCCUGAGGCACUCGGCACGGCUAACGCUUCAGACAAAUAAAGGAACUUUCAGCAUGAAGUAUUUUAUACUUCAUGACUGAAAGUCCCCUUUAUUUGUUGCAAUGGUAAAUAUGUACUAUCACUUUAAAGUAGAUAGAAGAUGCCUAAUAGCAAAUUAUUGCUCAAUACAUCUCUCUAAAUAGAAAAAAACAUUCAAAUCAAUAUUAUUUGAAUAUUUUUCUUAAAAUUUUAGAUGUAUAUUUUACGUUUUGUGUUUUUAGAUUACUAGGACCUACAUUGUGUUUCUUUUGAUGUUCAUUAAUAUUGUUAUAAUUUAUAAAAUAGUUUCAAAAGUGAAGGUACAAAAAAUUAUAUUUUCAGGACACAUUACAAUAGUUGUACUAUGUGAACAGUUUAAAUUAAAGUGAAAGUAAAUCCUAGCAGUUUACAAACGCUAGGAUUUACUAUUGAAACAAAUAAAGGGCACUUUCAUUCAUGAAGUAUAAGAUACUUCAUAUAGAAAGCUCCUUUUAUUUGAUUCAACCAAUCGCCGCUCUUAGCUCCUACAGCAGCGCAUAGCUAAAAAAUUUUUUGACGUUUUCACCUCUUAGCCAAUAGCCGUGUGGUAAAUCCGGCUCCCAUGGGCACCAAGCCGGAUUUACCGCACGGCUAUUGGCUAAGAGGUGAAAAGUCACCUCUUAGCCAAUUUUUUUUUUAGCCGUGGGCUGCUGUAGGAGCUAAGAGCAGCAAUUUGAUUUAAUCAAAUAAAGGAGCUUUCGACAUGAAGUAUCUUAUACUUCAUGAAUGAAAGUGCCCUUUAUUUGUUUCAAUAGUAAAUCCUAGCAUUUGUAAAACGUUAGGAUUUACUUUCACUUUAAUGGCAAUGAAUAUGCAGCACUAUCUAUUUUAAUUUGAUUAGUGAUGAAAACAUGAUGUAAUCUAAAUGCGUUUGAGUUAAGUAAUAUAAUCUAAACUCUAAAAAAAAUAAAAUCAUUGGUAUUAUUGGCA
Molecule: messenger RNA, 4901 nt
Organism: Bombina bombina (fire-bellied toad)
Lineage: Eukaryota; Metazoa; Chordata; Amphibia; Anura; Bombinatoridae
Gene: APMAP
Product: adipocyte plasma membrane associated protein
Exons: 9
Coding region: 54-1301 (415 amino acids)
Biological process (GO): biosynthetic process
Molecular function (GO): strictosidine synthase activity
Source: RefSeq, a predicted model, not a curated record